Gigantopelta aegis is the source of this 1258-nucleotide messenger RNA. RefSeq names its product glycine receptor subunit alpha-2-like. Gene Ontology annotation, cellular component: synapse; membrane; neuron projection. Bases 1 to 1170 code for a protein of 389 amino acids. The record is from RefSeq and is a predicted model, not a curated record. Gene Ontology annotation, molecular function: transmembrane signaling receptor activity; chloride channel activity; extracellular ligand-gated monoatomic ion channel activity. The transcript is spliced from 8 exons. Gene Ontology annotation, biological process: chemical synaptic transmission; signal transduction; chloride transmembrane transport. Lineage: Eukaryota; Metazoa; Mollusca; Gastropoda; Neomphalida; Peltospiridae.
AUGCUAUUAACGCUCCUCAGCUACCUAGUGAACACCACGACGACGAAGGAGAAACCUGGCUACGAUUCCCGAGUGCCGCCAGAAUACGAAAAAGAUGUUCCGACUAACGUGACGUUAAAAAUAUUCCUGCUGAGUUUUGAUUCCGUCAGUGAGACGACCAUGGAUUACUCCAUGGAGGUCUAUCUGACGAUGUACUGGUUGGACGAGAGACUUGUGUUCCAGAACCUGUCCACGUCCAGAUGGCUCGAAGUCGACACCAAAAUGAUGGAUAAAAUUUGGGUUCCCGAUGUCUACUUCCGGAAUGAAAAAGAGGCUUCCUUCCACGAGGUCACAGUUCCUAAUAAAUACAUGCACCUCUAUCCAAACGGAACGGUUAUCUAUAGCAUGCGGUUGUCUCUGACCCUUAGCUGUCGAAUGGAUUUAGCCAAGUAUCCGUUAGACAGUCAGAAGUGCCCUAUGUUUAUACAAAGCUAUACCUACACGACAGAGAAUGUUUUGUUCAACUGGUAUUCGUUCAAUCCCAUCCAGUUCGACAUGGACAUGGAACUGGGCCAGGAGUUACCUCAAUUCAUCAUUGGCAGCAACCAAAACUCUUGUUGUUUAAAUAAAUUGAAUCUGUAUACAAUUAAAAUAUUAUGUAUAAUUAUUGUUUCAUCUUUUGCAGUUCAUUUUGCGUGUAUCAAGGCGUAUUUUUACUUGAUGCGAGACAUCCGGUACUACAUCAUUCAGGUUUAUGUUCCGAGCGUCCUAAUAGUGACUCUGUCCUGGGUUUCGUUCUGGCUCGACCUCGAUGCUAUCCCAGCUCGUGUUUCCCUGGGUGUACUCACCGUGCUCACGCUCAACACUCACGGCUCCAACGUUCAGAGUUCUCUGCCGAAGGUCUCUUACAUCAAAGCUAUCGACGUGUGGACGGUCACGUGUCUUCUUUUUGUGUUUGCCGCACUUCUCGAGUUUGCUUACGUCAACGUUUUGGCGAGAAGGGGGCAGAAAGUGGGAAAGCAGAUGCUGAAAUUCAACUGCUUAUGCGCGAAAGUGAAACAAUCAACGGACAAUACCGAAUUGGACUAUAUAAAUCGAGCAAGGAGAGUCGAUAAGAUAUCAAGACUGGCUUUUCCCGGCGUGUUUCUAGCAUUUAAUAUAGCCUAUUGGUUUGGAUACAUAUAUUCCUGAUCGACAAUGUUUUCAAACUUUCCCAUAAGGCAUCUUGGUAACGCGCAACCGAACAUGGUAUCAAGGAGGGUUCUAUCAAGGGUUUUAA